Messenger RNA from Eruca vesicaria subsp. sativa (arugula), 1464 nucleotides. The record is from the annotation of a GenBank genome assembly. NCBI's taxonomy places the organism in Eukaryota, Viridiplantae, Streptophyta, Magnoliopsida, Brassicales, Brassicaceae.
AUGGCUUCGACCCUUCAGCCGGAGAUGGACAACGAGUCAAUGGCAUCAUCGCCGAGAUCGGAAUAUGAUAAUCAGCCACGUGUACGGUUCAUGUGCACUUUUGGAGGAAGGAUAUUGCCUCGUCCACCCGAUAAUCAGCUCAGCUACGUCGGUGGUGACAAUCGUAUGAUCGCCGUUCACCGUAACACUAGUUUUGCCUCUCUACUCAACAAACUUGCUAAACUCUCCGGUAAAAGCAACAUCAGCGUCAAGUACCAGCUACCAAACGAAGAUCUUGACGCGUUGAUCUCCGUAUCAACGGACGAGGAUGUAGAGAACAUGAUGGACGAAUACGACCGCAUCGCACAGAAUCAGAACCCACGCUCCUCUCGUCUCCGUCUCUUUCUCUUCACCAAUAACAUGGCCGGAGAAGAUGACAACGAUAGUCGAGCAAGCAGUAUCAGCUCUCUCCUCGACAGCUCCGUCAAUCGAGAGCAAUGGUUCCUCGACGCCCUCAAUCUCGGCUCCUCCGCCGUGACUAACGGUGGUUCCGGCAAAGGUUUCGAACGCGUCAGAUCUGAAGUUUCCUCGAUCGUUUCCGAGGUUCCAGAUUACCUCUUCGGCUUGGAUACUUUCGAUGAGUCUGCUCCGCCGCAUGAGCUCCGUGAUCGUGAUCCGAGAGCUAAGAUCCGACGAGAAGUCUCGACGCUUUCGGAUCCUGGCUCGCCUCGUCGCGAUGUUCCCUCGCCGUAUGGUUCGACCUCUUCGGCUCCUGUGAUGCGGUCGUCUACACCUGAACUUCAACCGGUUCAAACUAAACCGGAUAGUCCAGAACCGGUUUCGACUCCAAAGUCUGAUCCUCAACCGGAGCAAGUAAUUCAACAGAGUAAUCUUCCGGUUAACUCGCGAUGGCAAUAUGCCCCUGCCCCUGGCCCACAGGUUCAUUACCAACAACCGGUUUAUUAUGUUCCUAAUUCGGUUCAACCGGGGAAUCAUAUGGUUCAAAUGCCGGGUCAGUAUCUUCCACAAUACCAUCAUGUACCAAUGGGAUACCAUCACCAACCUCAGACUCAUCAGAUUCCUGGUCCGGGUCAAGUAUAUAGUGGAACUGUUAGGCCCGUUAUGAUGGCAGUUGAUGGAGUUAACCGGACGGCUUAUUAUGAUAUGAAAACGCCCGGUCCGGUUCAGAUGUAUCACCAUCACCCUGGCAUGGUUGUUCCUGGUGUGGAAGGACAAUACAGAACCGAAUCGGAUUCUGAUCCGGGUCAGGCUUCUUAACGGGUUUAAGAGAAAUGAGAAAAUAAUCUUCGUCCUUGGAGGCGUGUCUAUGUGUGAACUGUGUAUUGCAUUUUUUCGACUUCAUUUAAGUUUCUUUUUUUUUGGGUGUAAUUUUGUCAAACUUGUAUUACAAGCUACGAUGAACAAUGAAACACAAUGUAAACCUUAUCGUCUAUAAAUAAUUAAGUAUAUCUGUGGUUUGUUAUU